UGUCAUCUGAAAGAUUAUAUUAUCACAGGUGAAAUACAGUCGAAACACACCUAAGCCGGCAAGAAACAUUUUUCUUCCGGAGCCAUAAGCCGGCAAAGAUCGAAAUCUUUCCAGAGCCAUAAGAGAAAACUACUAGACAACUAAAAACGAUUUACAAGAAACUCUAAUACAUAAGCCAAAAUCCAAAACAUAAGCGAAGGAGUAGCGUUGAUGAUUGCAGUCCAAAACGCAGAGCACAUCGAUCUCCAAACGAAGGAUAGAGACAGGUCCAAGAGACUUCAUAGAGAGGGGUAGGGAACCUGAAAAAGAUUCCUAUCCAAAGAGCCAAAACAUAAGGGUGGAGGAUCCUCAAAGUUCCCGCAGCAACGAUCCGGUACUUACAUCAGUCCGUCCAUAUAGUAACAUAGGUGAGCCCAAAUGGAUCUUCAAGGGAGACACGAAUACUGAAGCACUCCAAAGAAACUUACACACUGAACAUGGCUAAAUAAGAGUUCUUGUAAACCAUCUAAAACCGAAGAUGGUUGCUACCUCUAUAUAGAGCCCUUUUAACGCGUAAAAGACUCAAUACUUUUUGAACAAAAAAGACUUAAUAUUUAGAAUUUUAAAAAGAAUGAGUUUGACGCUAAAGCUUCUGUUUCUCCUUCUACUUCUUUUUGUCUGGAGUCAGCAUGUUGAUUCUGGCUCUAUCGUCAAGUUUCUUCCCGGUUUUGAAGGUCCUCUUCCUUUUGAGCUUGAAACGGGGUACAUCGGUAUUGGUGAGAAAGAGGAUAUACAAUUGUUCUACUACUUCAUCAAAUCUGAGAAGAAUCCAAUAGAAGAUCCUCUUCUUAUUUGGUUAAAUGGUGGACCUGGAUGCUCUUCUCUCCUAGGACUUCUUUUUGAGAAUGGACCUCUGGCUUUUAAGUUCGAGGUUUACAAUGGAAAUCUCGCUUCUUUGUUCUCUACUACAUAUUCAUGGACACAGGUGGCUAACAUACUAUUCUUGGAUCAACCUGUUGGAUCUGGCUUCUCCUACUCAAGAACUCCACUUGAUAAAACUAGUGACACAAAUGAAGUUAAGAUGAUCCAUGAGUUUCUUCAAAAGUGGCUAAGCAAGCAUCCACAGUUUUUCUCCAACCCGUUUUACGUUAUCGGAGAUUCUUAUUCCGGUAAGAUUGUUCCAGCACUCGUUCAGAAAAUCUCAAAAGGAAACUAUAUAUGUUGCAAACCUCUAAUCAAUCUACAGGGUUAUGUGCUCGGAAACCCAGUAACAUAUCCUGAAUUUGAGUUAAACUAUCGUAUUCCAUUUUCUCAUGGAAUGUCAUUAAUCUCUGAUGAACUAUACGAGUCAUUGAACAGAAAUUGCAAAGGAGUUUAUGAAAAUGUGGAUCCACGUAAUACAAAGUGUUUGGAACUUGUUGCAGAAUACCAUAAGUGCACUGACAAAAUAAAUCCACAUAAUAUACUAUUGCCAGAUUGCGAUAACGAUGGAAAUUCGGAAAAUAUAUCUCCUGAUUGCUAUUAUUAUCUAUAUUAUCUUAUUGAAAGCUGGGCCAACAACGAGAGAGUUCGUGAAGCUCUCCAUGUUCAAAAGGGGACUAAAGGACAUUGGAAGCGAUGUAACAGAACUAUUCCGUACAGUCCCGACAUUAUAAGCAGCGUACCUUAUCAUAUGAAUAACAGCAUCAGCGGAUACCGGUCUCUUAUUUAUAGUGGUGAUCAUGACAUGACGGUGCCUUCCAUAGCAACUCAAGCCUGGAUCAAAUCCCUCAAUUACUCCAUCAUUGAUGACUGGAGGCCUUGGAUGAUAAAAACUCAAAUUGCUGGAUACACGAGAACUUAUUCCAAUAAGAUGACAUUUUCUACUAUCAAGGUAAGUCUUCUUCGUUUUGAUUAUAGGGAAGUGGACACACGGCAGAGUAUAAACCAAACGAGACAUUUAUUAUGUUUCAAAGGUGGAUCAGUGGUCAGCCUUUGUAAUAGAGACUCAUGGCUUUGAAGCGCAAUUUUUUAUACUAUGAAAGACUCAUUUUGAAAACGCUCAAUGCAGAUACUCUUGUAUGUUUUUUUUAUUGCAUCUACAUUUUUCAUAACCUUUUUCGGUGCUAUGCACAUUUUUCAUCAUCAAUCCAUGAAACAUUUAUAUGAUAGAUUACCGAUUUGCUUGCCUACUUA
Molecule: messenger RNA, 2154 nt
Organism: Brassica rapa (field mustard)
Lineage: Eukaryota; Viridiplantae; Streptophyta; Magnoliopsida; Brassicales; Brassicaceae
Product: serine carboxypeptidase-like 10
Biological process (GO): proteolysis; secondary metabolic process
Molecular function (GO): acyltransferase activity, transferring groups other than amino-acyl groups; serine-type carboxypeptidase activity
Source: RefSeq, a predicted model, not a curated record